AUGGUUCUUUAUGAUUUGUGUGUGAUUGGCUCGGGAAUUGCAGGAGCUUGUACGUUUCAUCAUGCAACGAAAGAGUAUGAACGAGUCUUGUUGUUGGAACAGUUUGAGUUGAUGCACUCAAAGGGAUCAUCUCAUGGAGAAUCAAGAAUUAUUAGAAUUGCCUAUGAUGAUGUUCAUUAUUCAGCUAUGGCCUCUAAAUCUCUUGAGUUGUGGUCUCAAGUUCCUCACUUUGAAACCUUUUACAAGAAGACUGGUGGUCUCGAUAUUGGUCCUCUUACCGAUGUAAGCAUCAAUAAGGUGGUUCAAGUUUCACGAGAAAGAGGCUUUACUCAUGAAGUUUUACAAGGUCAGCAGUUGCGUGAUCGAUUUCCUCAAUUCUCUGGUCUUCCAGAUGAUACUUUGGCUGUCUAUCAACCAGAAGCUGGAAUGUUAAAUCCAAAUAAGAUCCGCUCGAUUUUGUUGAACAAUGAUGGAAGUGCCUAUGAUCUUGAAAAACACCGUAUUGUAGAGAAGGAACGAGUUGAACAAUUGGUUGAGGACGAAACGAGUGGAAAUUUUACAAUUGUCACAAAUAAGGGAAAUCGAUUUGAAGCAAAAAAGUUGGCAAUCUGUGUUGGUGCUUAUUGUAAAAAGUUUCUUAAAAAGCACUUUGAUUUAGAUAUCCAAUUUGAAGUGUUGAGAAUGUGUUAUUAUUAUUGGAAGAUUGGAGAACUUGGGUUGAAGGAAAAUGUGUAUUUGGAAAAUUCACCAAUUUGGAUCAUGUGGGGACAAGAUCCAUUUGUUCAAGAUGAAAAAUUAGAUUUGGCGUAUUAUGGAUUUCCAAGUUGGGAAAAGCCUGGAUACAUUAAAACUGCAUCUCAUCAUCCGUAUAAAGAUGUAGAAAGAGGCUUCGAUCCUGACGAGAGAGCAGCACUCAUUGAUGAAGGAAAAGAACCGCUAGUUCAGAAAGAAAAAAUUGACAGAACAGUGAAUUUCCUUAAAAACACCACUCCUGAAGGAUAUCUUGAUUUCAAUGAGACUUAUGAGGAGAUUAUUUCUCAGAAGGAUCGUGUAGUGACAUGCUUGUAUGAAAUGACACCAACUGAAGAUUUCAUUAUUGAUUAUUUACCAACUAAAAGCGGUAAAAAGAAUGUUGUUAUGUUUGGUGGCGGAAGUGGACAUGGAUUUAAGUUUGGAAUUGUUGUUGGUAAAAUGUUGUUGGAAUUAUUGAACCAACAAAAUAAUGCAGGAAAAUUCUCUGUGGUGGAUGUUCCUCUAAACAAAUUCUUACUUGACAAGGUUCUCAUUCCAAAACAACAGACAUCUGAUCAGUAA
This is a messenger RNA of Naegleria lovaniensis, 1314 nucleotides long. RefSeq lists its product as uncharacterized. Gene Ontology annotation, molecular function: sarcosine oxidase activity; flavin adenine dinucleotide binding. NCBI's taxonomy places the organism in Eukaryota, Heterolobosea, Eutetramitea, Acrasida, Naegleriidae. The coding region runs from base 1 to 1314 and encodes 437 amino acids. The record is from RefSeq and is a predicted model, not a curated record. The transcript is spliced from 4 exons.